AUGUUUGCAGCAUUUAUGGCAAGUGCAGAGUGUCUAGUGGAAAUGGAUCAACAGCCGGAGGUUAAGCAAUGCCAUGAGGUUACCUUGAAGCAAAUCGAAGAGGCAAAUAGAGCAUCUGGCAUUACAGUACCCAGCCGUUUUGAUAAAAUGUGCACUGCGCUAAAUUAUUUCUCGAGCUGUGUCGAACGUCCGAUAGAGCGUAACUGCGGCGCAGCAGCGUGGUCAGCAAUAUUUCGUGUGCUCGGCGAUACCACCAAUACUUUAUUGCCAGGUUGCCGUUUUACUGGUCACUCUAAACCGCAUGACUUGCCGCGUCCAACUUCUGGGUAUUCUCCGGAAGCUAAAGCUACAACAAUGCGCUCUGCAGACCAUGAUUUUCGAAAAUAUGAGGCCGAAGUGGCGAGUGAAAAAGCGCAAAUAAUUUGGUCAAAUGAUGAAAAGACGAGCCCAGCUAUUGAAGAAUUUGUUGCUAGCGGACCAAGAAAUGGAGAAGGGCACGGAAAAACGGCAGUGCAUGGUCCGGAUCCGAGAAAAAAUAGCUUGAGCAGCCAAAGUCCCAGACGAAAGUCAAACUUUGAAAGCAGGAAACAUGUAUUUAUCGAUAGGGACACAGAUAUUAGUUAUUACGACAACAGUAACGAUGUACAGGAGGGAACCGGUGUCGGCAGCUUCUCUGCUAUCAGCUCGGCUAAUUGCCCUCAUUUUGGAGUCACUUUUGUUUAUUUGGUAUUUAUUGUGGCCAUUUGCACAUUUGUACAAAAUUAAAA
Gongylonema pulchrum is the source of this 767-nucleotide messenger RNA. NCBI's taxonomy places the organism in Eukaryota, Metazoa, Nematoda, Chromadorea, Rhabditida, Gongylonematidae. The record is from the annotation of a GenBank genome assembly.